UUAACAACCAUGUUCCUAAUUCCUUAUGACGCCGAAAGAUAGAAAACACAUUCAUCGCAUCACAUAGAUCAAUCAAAAAGCUUAAACAAAAUGCCGCCGCGUCGCUGCACGGUUUACGCCGAUAGCGAUUACGACGACGAUGACGAUGAUAACCUCACGUCGAGGAUUAUACGGUGUCUCUCUUGCGACGAGAAUUACGAGCCCGACGAUGCCGGUACCUGCAAAGAAUGCUACGAAGAAGCGAACGAAACCGAGGAGGAACUCAAACGUCAGAUCCAAGACCUCAAAUCCAAAGUCUCGUUCCUUACUCUCUCUUCGCCGCUUGAUUCUCCUUCCACGACUGAUCUCGUUCUUCUUCCGUCUGGUGAUGCUUUCUCUCCUUCCAUUCCUGCUCACAAGGCCGUUCUCGUUAGUCGCUCUCCAGUCUUCAGAGCCAUGCUUGAACACGAUAUGGAUGAAAGUCGGAGUGGCACCAUCAAGAUUGCUGACGUAUCAUACGACGCCCUUCGUGCUUUCGUUAACUACUUAUACACUGCUGAAGCAUUCCUUGACAACCAAAUGGCAUGUAACCUUUUAGUUUUAGCCGAAAAAUAUCAGGUGAAGCAUCUUAAAGCAUACUGUGAGAAAUAUUUGAUCUCCAAACUGAAUUGGGAGAAAGCUGUUGUAAACUUUGCCUUUGCUCAUCAACACAAUGCCAACCAAUUGCAAGAUGCAGCCUUGGCAGUGAUCAUGGAGAACAUGGACAACCUCACUAAAAAUGAAGAUUAUAUAGAAUUAGUGGAGAGUAAUCCACGUCUUGUUGUGGAAAUAUACGAAGCAUAUCUUGGCAAACAGGUUAAUACUGCAGCCACACACGCGCUAUAGGAACACGCGAUGUAGGAAAAUAGUGUAGUCAGCUUUAAGCUGGGUAGAAACUUAAGUUUGGAUUAUAUUGUUGAUUGAUGAUUACUGUGUAGAGUUCAAAACGCAUCUAGACUCGAUGCCUCUAUUACUACUGUCCAAAUACUACCUUACAGUGAGGGUCUUUGUGCAUAUUUCUCUAA
Vicia villosa (hairy vetch) is the source of this 1043-nucleotide messenger RNA. Its product is annotated as BTB/POZ domain-containing protein At4g08455-like. Gene Ontology annotation, biological process: proteasome-mediated ubiquitin-dependent protein catabolic process; regulation of proteolysis. Gene Ontology annotation, cellular component: cytoplasm. The coding region runs from base 91 to 864 and encodes 257 amino acids. The record is from RefSeq and is a predicted model, not a curated record. Lineage: Eukaryota; Viridiplantae; Streptophyta; Magnoliopsida; Fabales; Fabaceae. Gene Ontology annotation, molecular function: ubiquitin protein ligase binding. The transcript is spliced from 2 exons.